Mangifera indica (mango) is the source of this 1874-nucleotide messenger RNA. RefSeq names its product cytochrome P450 81C13-like. Bases 185 to 1702 code for a protein of 505 amino acids. Gene Ontology annotation, molecular function: iron ion binding; monooxygenase activity; oxidoreductase activity, acting on paired donors, with incorporation or reduction of molecular oxygen. NCBI's taxonomy places the organism in Eukaryota, Viridiplantae, Streptophyta, Magnoliopsida, Sapindales, Anacardiaceae. The record is from RefSeq and is a predicted model, not a curated record. The transcript is spliced from 2 exons.
UCAUGGACCAUUUGAUUGGUCUGCCAAAACCUGCAGCACAUCACGACAAAGUGGAAAAAAAAUUGCCAAUAGGCGAUAGCAACAAUAAUUCAUUCUGCAACUUGGAAAGAAUUUAACAUCCAUAUCUGGACUGGAUCUUCAUCUCAGGUUUGUUCUUGAACAUAAUUUUCUUUCUUAUUUUCCCAUGGAAAAUUUGUACUGUACCCUUGCUCUCAUAGUCUCCAUUUUCAUGAUAAUCAAACUUAUAUUGAAUUACAAGCAAAAUUUACCACCGAGCCCACCGACACUUCCAAUCAUUGGUCACCUCUACCUUAUCAAGAAGCCGCUCCACCAAGCUCUGCAGGAUCUGUUAUCGCAGUAUGGUCCAAUCAUAUAUCUCCGAUUUGGUUGUAAGUCUAUACUUGUUGUAUCUUCUCCAUCAGCUGUUGAAGAAUGCUUCACAAAGAACGACAAGAUAUUUGCAGACCGCCCUCGAACUUUGGCUGGGGAUCAUUUUACCUACAAUUACAACUCGUUUGCGAUGGCUUCUUACGGUCAUCUCUGGCGAAGCCGCCGCCGCUUCUCUGUUGUUGAAAUUUUCUCGACUACCAGUCUUCAAAAGUCUUUAACCCCACUUCAGGAUGAAGUUCGCAACCUGCUUCGCCUAGUUUAUAUGCAUUCAGUCAGAGAUGACAAGAAGGUGGAUUUGAAGAAUUUGUUCUCACUUCUAAACAUUAAUUUCAUUAUGAGAAUUGUUGCUGGAAGGCCUGGUAUUGAAGUGAAGGAAGCAGAGAUGGAAGUUCUGGAGAAAUUCUUGCUGGACUUCAAGGAAAGAUUUUUUCCUAGUUUGUCCAUGAAUAUAUGUGAUUUUUUCCCAAUUUUGCGGUCGAUUGGUUACAAAGGUAUAGAGAAGAGUUUCGUAAGACUUCAAAAGAAGAGAGACGAAUAUCUGCAGAAUUUGCUAGAUGAAAUUCGUUUAAAGAAAACAGUUACUUCUACAAUCAGGAAUGGGGAAAAUAACAGGUCAUUGAUCGAAACUCUCUUGUACCUCCAAGAAUCAGACCCCGAAUUUUAUUCAGACCAAGUCAUCAAAAGCAACAUAGUGAUGAUGUUUAUUGCGGGAGUAGAAACAGCAGCGCUUACCUUAGAAUGGGCAAUGUCGCUACUGUUGAAUCAUCCUGAGGCUUUGCAAAAGGUAAGCGCAGAGAUUGACAAGAAUGUUGGAGAUGGAUGCCUGCCAAGUGAGUUGGAUCUUGUUAAGCUUCCAUACCUUCGUUGUGUCAUAAAUGAGGCACUUAGAUUAUAUCCUCCGGCACCGCUUUUGUUACCCCAUUCAUCAUCUGAAGACUGUAUUGUGGGAAGAUAUAACAUACCGCGAGGCACGAUCCUAUUGGUGAAUGCUUUUGCGAUGCAUCGGGAUGCCAAGGUUUGGGAGGAGCCCACGAAGUUCAAGCCUGAAAGAUUUGAAGACAGUUUUGUUGAACGAGAGGGAUUCAAAUACAUUCCUUUCGGAAUGGGGAGGAGAACUUGUCCAGGUGCUGGCAUGGCUAUUCGUACAGCUUCUUUGGCAUUGGCCGCUCUCAUAAGAUGCUUUGAUUGGGAAAAGGUUGGGGAGGAGGUGGAUAUGAGUCAACAUUAUGGACUCUCUCUUUCCAAGGCCAAGCCUUUGGUGGCUAUGUGCACCCCACGCCAAAAUAUGAUUGAAUUCCUCUCUCAGUUGUAGACAUAAAUUGUUUCUGGAAUUUUACAAGUUACAGAGUCGCACAGCUUUAGAAUUAUAUGCAUGCCUUUAGGCAGUUCUAGAAAUCAUCACUUGUAAUGUAUUGUUGUCACUAUUGCAGAUACCAAAGUCCACCCUACUUGAAUAAAAAUCAUCUAGAUUUGGUUUGUUUGUA